AUGAGGCUGCAGAAGCUGGAACAGCAGCGGCGGUUGUUUGAGAUGAAGCAGCGACGGAAGCGCCAAGAGCCCCUCAUGGUUCAGGCCAAUCCUGACGCUUCCCUGCGGCCCCGGCGACCGCGGCAGCGGGAGGAGCGCUUCUCGGGUGACAGCGGCCCCGGGAACCCUUUCCUUCAGGAGAACGUGCCAGAGACACAUCUGCGCCCUGGUGCCCGCAGUGUCCUGAGCACCGUGAGCUGCGGUGGAGAUGGCAGUGGCGACCGUGGACCCCUGGUAUCGCCGACAGAAACAGGCAGUUCCGAUCUCGAGUUGGAGGAAGUCUCCGUGGAGGAUAUUCCUGCCUCACCACCUCCUUAUGAAGAGCCUCCGGGGACUCGGCGCAGGGGUUGGCCAGCCCGCCAACGACCUGGGCGCAGUGCUGAGGACGAGAGCGAAUCCCAGGAUGUUGGAGAUGAACACGAGGUGCCCAGUCCGAGACCAAACCCUGGAAUGGGCGAAGACCUGCAAGAGAAGAAAGAGGAGUCGGAGUCUACAGUGAGGAACUCCCCAUGGGCGACCGACGAAGAGGUGUCCGAGGCCCCGGAAGGCGCGGGCGGCGCGGGCAACAGCGAUGUGGGGAGCUCGCUCCGCUGGCCUCCCCGCGCCCCAGGCCCUCGGCUGGGCGAGGACAUGGAAGCGUAUGUGCUGCGGCCAGCGCUGCGUGGUCGCACGGUGCAGUGUCACAUCAGCCGCGACAAGCGCGGGGUAGACAAGGGCAUGUUCCCUUUCUACUAUCUCUACCUGGAGGCGGCCGACGGCCGAAAGCACUUCCUUCUGGCUGGGCGCAAGAGAAAAAGGAGCAAAACCUCUAAUUACCUCGUCUCCCUGGACCCCACAGACCUAUCUCGGGAUGGGGAAAAUUUUGUGGGCAAAGUCAGAUCUAAUGUCUUGGGCACCAAAUUCACCAUCUUCGACAAUGGGGUGAAUCCAGAAAGGAAGAAUUUUGUCCCAGAGACUGCUCGGAUCAGGGAGGAGCUGGGGGCUGUGUGUUAUGAGACCAACAUCUUGGGAUUCCGAGGGCCCCGGAAAAUGACUGUGAUCAUUCCAGGAAUCGACGCCCAGAACCAGAGAAUCAGUGUCCAGCCACAAAAUGAACAGGAGUCGCUAUUGAGUCGCCUCCAACGGGGGGCCAACCAGGGGCUGGUCCUGCUGCAAAAUAAAGCCCCAUCGUGGAGCGACGAGAGCGGCGCCUACGUGCUCAAUUUUCAUGGUCGCGUCACUAGGACCUCGAUCAAGAACUUCCAGAUCGUGCAUCCGGAUGACCGUGAGUUCCUGGGAACUGGUUUACCUGGGCAAGGGAGCAGGACAAGAACUACUUCUCCCAUUAGCACUUGAGCGUUUUUCUAG
Messenger RNA from Lagenorhynchus albirostris (white-beaked dolphin), 1386 nucleotides. RefSeq names its product TUB like protein 2 (gene TULP2). The coding region runs from base 1 to 1374 and encodes 457 amino acids. Lineage: Eukaryota; Metazoa; Chordata; Mammalia; Artiodactyla; Delphinidae. The record is from RefSeq and is a predicted model, not a curated record. Gene Ontology annotation, biological process: protein localization to cilium. The transcript has 10 exons. Gene Ontology annotation, cellular component: cilium.